AUGAGUUAUACUCCUAUGGAUACUAAUCAGUUAGAGCAUCAACAUCAACAUCAAAAUGUUGCUACUGUGUUAUGUUGUAACUGUGGUGCCCCUAUUGAUGGGUCUACUGGUUUAGUUAUGUGUUAUGAUUGUAUUAAGAUGACUGUCGAUAUCACUGAAGGUAUUCCAAGAGAAGCUAAUGUUUCAUUUUGUAGAAAUUGUGAAAGAUUCUUACAACCUCCUGGUCAAUGGAUAAGAGCUGAACUGGAAUCAAGAGAACUAUUAGCACUAUGUUUACGUCGUUUGAAAGGUUUGAAUAAAGUUAGAUUAGUCGAUGCAUCGUUUAUAUGGACUGAACCCCAUUCCAGACGUAUUAGAGUUAAGUUAACCGUUCAAGGUGAAGCUAUGGUUAAUACUAUUAUUCAACAAACUUUUGAAGUUGAAUAUAUUGUCAUUGCUAUGCAAUGUGCUGACUGUGCCAGAUCUUAUACUACAAAUACUUGGAGAGCUACCGUUCAAAUUAGACAAAAAGUUCCACACAAGAGAACUUUCUUAUAUUUGGAACAGUUGAUUUUAAAACACAACGCUCAUGUUGAUACCAUUUCCAUCACUGAAGCAAAGGAUGGUUUGGAUUUCUUUUAUGCCCAAAAGAACCAUGCUGUUAAAAUGCUGGAUUUCUUGAAUUCUGUCGUUCCUAUUAAAGCCAAAAAAUCCGAAGAAUUGAUCUCUCAGGAUGUUCAUUCUGGUUCUGCUACUUAUAAAUUCUCAUAUUCCAUUGAAAUUGUUCCAAUUUGUAGAGAUGAUUUAGUUGUCCUACCAAAAAAAUUAGCAAAGUCUUUGAGUAAUAUUUCUCAAUUUGUUUUAUGUACAAAAGUUUCAAACACACUUCAAUUCAUGGAUCCAACUACUUUACAAACUGUAGAUUUAUCUGCUCCUGUUUAUUGGAGAAAUUCAUUCCAACCGUUGGCUGAUGUCUCACAGUUAGUAGAAUUUAUGGUUUUGGAUGUCGAACCAGUUGGAAUAAGUAAAGGAAAACAUGUCUUAGCUGACAUAACUGUAGCUAGAUCUACUGAUUUAGGUGUUAACGAUCAAACAUACUAUGUUAGAUCUCAUUUGGGUGCGUUAUGCCAUUCUGGUGAUACUGUUAUGGGUUACUUCGUUGCCAAUUCCAAUUAUAAUUCUGAUUUAUUCGAUGACCUGAAUAUUGAUCAUGUUCCAGAUGUUGUUAUAGUUAAGAAAUUAUACCAAAGAAAGAGCAGAAAGAACAGAAACUGGAAGUUGAAGAGAAUGGCUAAGGAACAUAAGGAUAUUGAUGCUUCUCAAGAUUACAGUUCCAAAUCUCAAAAACAAGAUAUUGAACGUGCUGAAAGAGAUUACGAAUUAUUCUUGCAAGAAUUGGAAGAAGAUCAAGAAUUAAGACAAACUGUUAAUCUAUAUAAGAGCAGUAAUCCAGAAAAUAUUGAAGAACAUGGUAUGGAAGAAGAUGAAGAUGAAGACGCUCCUCAAAUCGAUAUCGAUGAAUUGUUAGAUGAAUUGGAUGAAAUGACAUUAGAUGACAACGGUGCAGAUGAGAUGGGUGAAGGUAUGUAA
This is a messenger RNA of Vanderwaltozyma polyspora DSM 70294, 1569 nucleotides long. It is a transcript of the gene NMD3, whose product is annotated as ribosome-binding protein NMD3. Gene Ontology annotation, molecular function: ribosomal large subunit binding. Gene Ontology annotation, cellular component: nucleus; cytoplasm. The transcript has a single exon. Bases 1 to 1569 code for a protein of 522 amino acids. The record is from RefSeq and is a predicted model, not a curated record. NCBI's taxonomy places the organism in Eukaryota, Fungi, Ascomycota, Saccharomycetes, Saccharomycetales, Saccharomycetaceae. Gene Ontology annotation, biological process: ribosomal large subunit export from nucleus.